This is a messenger RNA of Panicum virgatum (switchgrass), 423 nucleotides long. Its product is annotated as auxin-responsive protein SAUR41-like. Bases 1 to 423 code for a protein of 140 amino acids. Lineage: Eukaryota; Viridiplantae; Streptophyta; Magnoliopsida; Poales; Poaceae. The record is from RefSeq and is a predicted model, not a curated record. The transcript is spliced from 2 exons. Gene Ontology annotation, biological process: response to auxin.
AUGACGAGGAGGAAGCAGGCUGCUUUCCCAGGUCCGGCGGGGGUGGCGGCGGCGGCUGGGUGCUUCUCGGUGUACGUGGGCGCCGGACGAGAGCGCUUCGUGGUGCCGGUCGAGCGCGCCAACCACCGGCUCCUACGGCGCCUCCUCGACGACGCCGAGCUCGAGUACGGCUACGCGGCGCAGGGCCCGCUGGCGCUGCCCGGCUGCGACGUCGCCGCGUUCCUCGGCGUCAUGUGGCAGAUGGAGCACGACGACGACGAUGGCAGCGGCGAUGAUGACGUCGGCACGCCAGUGAUGUCACCCACGAUGUGCGGCUUGAUCUCAAGGAGCUGCGGGACCAAUGGUGGCCAGGCUGGCCACGAGGCGGCGGGGUACCGAAUGCUGAGACCGACGUCGACGUCUUUGCUCCGUUGGUGGCUUUGA